Molecule: messenger RNA, 8350 nt
Organism: Odontomachus brunneus
Lineage: Eukaryota; Metazoa; Arthropoda; Insecta; Hymenoptera; Formicidae
Exons: 3
Coding region: 472-6666 (2064 amino acids)
Source: RefSeq, a predicted model, not a curated record
ACUUCCGGAAAUAGAAAGUCAUAUAUCACAUAUUUCCGCGAUAGCGUUGAUUCAUCGCGCGCGCAUAACGCAGUCGGUUCACGCGCAAGCAGUUUCGCGCCAAACAAGACGACACGGUCGUUUAGCGCCCGACGUUCCAAGAUCGAUGACAUCUGGACGUCAUCCGAAUUUAAAGCUAAAGCCGAUCCUUCGGACGUUUUAAGGACAGACGGGACAUUAGGCGGGAUUUCGGAGAUCGUUCGAAAUUCAAGCGAGGUUAAGACUGGACCUUCAUUUCACGGUCCUCUUGUUAAUCCUAAGAAAAUUCAAGACGAGAAGAUAGAUUGGGUAAGAUCUGUCUUAGCGUCGAAUAAAAGCCCCAACUUAGAAUCUGAUUCUUUCUCUGGUGGAGGAAGUCACUCUCGUAAAGUGGGAGUCAACAAAUUGGAGAAGUCUAAGUCCGACGUGACUUCGAGUCUAAGUUACAAGUCGAUGUUGAUUCCAGCGAGAUAUUCGCUCGCGGAAAAUGCUCCCUCAGGUAGUCGCGCGUCAGCUUUUAAGGGGACGAAUUUUGCAGGUGUAACCUCUCGCGAUGUCCGCAUUGCGGGAGAAAAUCGACAGAUGUUGUCUUCAGUUAAAGUCAAUUCGUCUUCAAAAAAGAAUCUCGUUGGAAGUAAUGUAUCGUUUCGGAGAGAAGAGCAAGGUUCGCAUAUUUCUUCUUCCUUUUCUUCCUCUUCCUCACCCUCGCAGACAGAGAGAAUGAAUGUCCAGGGUAAUCGUCAGAGAGGUGUUGCGAUUCACACGACUUAUCAGAAUCCCAAUUUGCUGUAUAAAAUCACGGACGGAGUGGACUCGUUCGUAGCUUCUUACGAGAAUUUGAAGUCGCAAGUCGUAGUUGACCCUCUUCGCCAUGUCGCCAACAUUCGACGCGGCGAUCUGAAUAAUUCAGGCGAAGCGGCGCUCAAGGCGUAUUCGACCCUGAUCCAGAAAGCAAAACCAGGAGCCGGUGAUCACGGUCAACCCGCGUCUCGCAGGAAAGUGGUAACGUCUAAUAGGAAUUUCGUCAGGCUUCGACCCGCCAUCUCGAAUUCGCGCUUCAAUCAGGUCGUCAAGUCGCAGGUAAAAAAUCCACUAUCAAAAAGCGACGUCGCGCUGAACCCCAGAGAUUGGACAAAACUAAAGGCGAACGAUGACAUUCGUUUUGCCGCCUCUGGAACGGAAGAACUGACGAAGGGCAGCCACUUGACGCAGACAUCUGCGAAGAAGAAGCUCGACUCGGGCGAGCAGACUACACAGGCAACGAGCAAUUAUCAUUCUGCUGGCGCUCAGAAGGUGCCGAGUCAGAGCGUGAGAGUCGGCGAUCAGAAUAGCACGAGAGACGAAUUUGAUAGCGGUAUACCCACGCACGACCCGAAGAACUGGCCGAACGGGGCGCUCCAGGAUAUCGAGGAUCUGUACAAUUACGAGAAGUACACCGCGUCUUUGGUGGAGACGAAUGAAGACACAGACGCCGACCAGGCGGCGGCUUCGAUUCUGUCGUCACACGGCGCUUACAUCAAUCACACAGACCCGGUACUCGACUCCAGCGUGAAGAAGAUUAUUCAGUGGCUGAAGAUACCGCCGAUCGUGCCGAACAACACGCGCUUUCCCGUCAAUCAACACGACAGCGUUCACAAACCGAUUGAGUCGGUGCUCGAAUCGAUCUAUGAGAACCUCGAGCCGAAUCGUCCGCUGAAUGUUGAGGUCCACGAUGGCAGUUACGGCACCGUGGUGCUUCAGAAUGCGGUUACGAGUCAAGAUUUCGAUAGAAUAGAUUAUCAUAAUUACCCAAAUCGGCGGCCGAGUCCAUCGACCUCAGUCGUUCGUCCUCAAUAUGCGACAACUCCUUCGAGCACGCCCGAUACUUUGCUUUCUAACUCUUGGUCCGAGCUGACGUUACCGAAGCAUAACAGCAUCGUUUACAAUCCCACGACGCACGUGUCGCAGAAUACGGUGGUGCAUAUCCUGAACGACGGCUUGAAAAAACCGAAUGUUACCGUGACGCAACUAAAAGUACCUGAAUCGAGCGACGCAUCAGUCCUAACCGACCAGGCGGUCUCCUCAGACUCCUCUUCCGAGGAGACUCCCUCGGAAAUGGUCCAAAGGCCCAACGUUCACAUAAUGUUCACUUCUCAAAAGGAUGAAGACGAGACACCUCCGAAGCAGGAGACCAAUGCCUUCCCGUCGCCGUCUGACAACUCAAACUGCCCGACGAUCAUGAUCAAUUCUUACACCCGCGUGAACAACACGAUUCAGAGCAAAGAGGGUUGCACCGACCUGAAUAUAAUCAUCAACUCUCACGUCCUCAACACGAACGUCUUCAAGCCGAGCGGAGAGCCGACCGAGACUCAACAACAGACUUCUGUAGCGACGCAGAGCUACAGCGACACGGACGAGAGCAAUAAGUACGUAGAAGAGGUCGCCGACGACCUCUCUCACCAGGACUCCUCCAACAGUUACGUAACCGCGUCAGCCGACACAUACGGCUCUUCUGGCUCGUUCCAAUCGCCGUAUCCAGUGGUGCAAGGCGACUACUAUGAUUCCCAGAAAGAUCCCGUCGGGAUCUCGAGUCACAAUCCUAUUUCCCCGGAGUUGUCGACCGUCGAGGUGUUCCAGGGUACCCAGAUCAGCGUGUCCGCGCCGUACAUUCCGUUAAAAGAUACGGAAGCGACCGCAGGUCCGGUGGUUGACGGUGCAGCCGACGCCGUUGGCUCAUCCGUCGACGGUCCCAGCGUCGGCGAUGACGCGUCGAGUUCCGCGCUCCUGCCGCCAGCUGUUGGAGUCGGCGACAUUGCUAGUGGCGCUUCCGCGAGUGGCUCGCCUGCCGGAAACGCACCGGCUGCCGGAAACGUGCCCGUCGUCGCUCUGCCGUCGUCGCUCAACGAACCCGGCACAGCGAUGGGUCUAGCGAAUAACGGUCUCGUACCGUCAGGUACUCUGCAGCUUCCCUCUUUGCCGAGUCUCCCCAGUCGACCCAGUCGACCGAGUGUUGGGGGCAAGCCGAGCUUGUCAAGCUCGGGUGGUGCGUCGCACGGUUCUGCGGGAUCAUCUUCGCACCAUGACGACGACGACGACGAUGACGAUUUCGACAUGACGCCUGGCGGCCUGAUGCAAUCGAUGACCUCGGUCUUCACGUACUUUACCUUCUUGAAUCCGUUGGGUUACAGCUUCUUCAGCCUAGCCGCGGCACCGUUCGCCGCGAUGGCGGCCGGUGUGCUCGGCGUCGCUGCGUUUAUCUUCCCGUGGGCCUUUCCGAGCGCCUUCGACUUCGGUCGUGCCGCCGAUAAAGUCACCGUCAGGUUCAGGCCGAGCCUUGAGGAGUUCGUUAGGCAGGCCGUGCACAAGUACGAUCGUUUGAACGAGUGGAAGAGCAAGCGCAGGAAGCGCAGGAGAUGCGGGCAAUUGAACAACACCAAGCGUGAUUUGAAGGAUUUGCAAUACAUGGACCAAUCUUUGAGAACGGUCGCCACCCAAUUACUUAACGUCACGAGCCCGGAGGACAUAGUAAAGACUAGCAGUCAAGAGCUCAUAAAGGCCGAACAUGGCACCGGGACGACGCAGAAGACCUCAGAGAAGAGUGACGUGUCGUUGAUAAAGGAGAUCAACUCAGAGAUCAGUAACUUGGAAUCCAUGGGCGUAAGUUUUGGCAGACCGAUUAAUUCGAAGUUUAGUUACUUCGAAAAUAAAUUCGAAAACAGUCAUCCCGGUCACGCGAUGGCCAUAACAGAGGAGGAGUUGGAACGAGAGAUGAGCACCACAAGGCUGAUAACAGCUUAUAAGAAUCAUCCUACCACCACCGGCGGCAUCUCCACUUGGAUUCUGCUGAAUCCACCGUCUACGACCAUGAAGAGCGUCAUGGAGGUUGAGAAAAAGACAAAGCAACCUUUUCAGACGGAAGUGCGACUGACGGUAAGACCGAGCUCGUCGAUAGAGAGGGUGGAGACGAUCCCGCAACUUGAAAAGAUUACAGAGAAGACCACGCCGCAGCUGACAUCUAUUAUAACCACGGAGAAAAUAACUGUCAGUACAAAGAAGCCAACAUCAACCACGUUGAAGAAGAGCACAACUACUUUGAGGCCGGAGAAGAUCACUCAGAGUCUGGAGAAAGCAGAAACUUCCUCGAGUACGACCUUGAAAAUGGUACGUACUACGACAGCAAGUGCUACAACAAACGACGGAGUAACUUCCACGACACUUGCACCCACAACGAAGAAAAAUCAAAGUCCACGGACUACCCCUAAGCCAAAGGUCACGUCGAGGACGACUUUGCAUCCAAAGCCAACGUCGGUAACGACGAAACCGUCGAGACCGAGUCAGCAAAGUAGACCGAAGCCUAACCCGACGAAGAGAACCACGGUGAAACCUGAAACGAUAAAGAACGAGACCGCGUCGACCGGCAAAAUCGAGAAGGUGACGUUCAAGCCUGUUCAAAUAAUUACGAGCCCAAAGAACAGGCCAGAGAAUACCGAGAGGCCAAUGUUCGUCACCAAGAUAAAAGCCUCAGUACUCAUGGACACGCAGAAGAUACCGACCACUUUGCUGCCAGCACCCACUGCAACCACCUUGAGUGCUACUACCACGUCCAAGUCGAAUCUGUCAGGUGCGGAUCUCGUGGAAGUGCCGGUGAGGUCGAAGCCGAUCGGCACGAAGGUCAACAACGUAUUAAAGGUGCAGCUGAAGAAGCCUGCUGAUGAGACCACGCAGAUCGAGGUCGAACCGAUCAAGGUGAACGCUCCGAUCUUGAAGAUCGAGAAGGUAAACAAGGACAAGUUGGACAAGAUCAUGGAGAAGGAUACAGAUGAUCUUGCGAAUUCCAGGAUAGACUUAAAAUUCGACUUUAAUCCCGAGCUAACGAAGAUCAACGUGCAGACGCAAACGGAAGUAGCCACGACGACAACGACAUCAGCAACAACGGCGACGACGCCUUCAUCAACCGCAGCGGCGACCACGACGAAACGACCGAGACACAAUUCGAAGAGGAAGAAGAACAAAGGUCGUAGACGCAAACCGUCCAGUACUUCGGUGGCGCCAAGUUCGACGGUAGCGAGCAUAAUGUCUACUUUAAUAGAGACUAGCGAGAGUGUCACUGACUCCACUGUCAUAGACAACGCAGUUCAGGAAUCGAAGAUCGCGCCUGAGACGAAGAUUGCAACGAAUACGACGAAGACAAAAAAGAAACAGCCGCAGAAGGCGAUCAGCACGCAGAUCUAUAACUUCCUCAGUCGCGAAGUGAUGCCGAGCUUCGGCGUGAUGUCGUUGGUGGGUCUUGGUCUCGGUCUAGCCUCGUACUUCUUAUAUCCCUUCGGGGGCACUAUCUCUCGCAGGAACUACGAGGUGGAGCCGAACUACAAGUACAAUUUGGAGGAUUAUGACGGUAACUAUGGCCAGAGCGAAGAGGAAGUGCUCUCCAAGGUGUUUCAGGGAAUGACGAAUCACGAGGGCAAAUAUCCAGGAAUAAAGGACCAAGGAAACAACUACUAUCAUUAUCAGCAUUACGAUGGCGCGUACGACGCUCAGACGACGAAGAGAGUUGACUCCAGAUACCCGUCUGUAUCCACGUCUCCACUCUACAGACCUGCGGAGAACACUCAAUCUGCAGUGAAAUAUCGUAACACAGACUACAACAGGUACUCCGAGAUACAAACUACGCCGGUUUAUUAUGAUCGCAAGCACGUAGAAAGACUUGCCGAAGUGCCGGGAUCAGCGAAUCGGCAAUUCGUGGUCGGUAACGUACCUAAGGAGUAUCCAUUCGACGUGAAAGCCGCCGUUCUACCUAUAGUCAGCAAGAAAGGAAACGGCUAUGAGUCGACUGAAGGCGGACAGACGCAAUUUGAGCGUGACAUUGCUCAGAGCUUCAACUUCCCACCAGGUUCAGGCAAUGUGCACGGUUACGGUUCCGCUCACCUCUCUGAAGCGUCGACCGUUAGGACGGACGACGGAUACGAAGAAAUCGAGAUCACGCCAACUGCAGUAGCUGUUGAGCAUGGACCGCGGUCUCUCAAGGUGAAACGAGCCGCGUCUAUCGACGGAGAUGGCCGCCUUUCGCGGUCGAAGAGAGAGUCGGUAAUACAGGUGAUACCGUCGAAGCAUGAACUAGAGGAGGAAGAAAAAGAAGAGGACUUGAGCAACGAGAUCUUGGACAUUAUCGACUUGGCGCUACCGGGCGGGGACGAUCAAAAAACUCGAAACAGCAGCGAGAACAAUAACGAGGUCGAGGACUUGGAGGCGCAGAAGAGGAAACGGCAGGAAGAGGUUAAUAUGCGCGCGAAGGAAUCCACCAUGAGGACUUUCACCACCCUCGCUCAAAACUUGGAAAACGCAGAAGGCACGACGAGGGUUCCCGAAAGCGUGGAAUCGACCUCGAAAACUGUCGAGGAAACGAACGACGAUACGAAUAAGGACACCACGGAGGAGACGCACACUGUGAAUACGACGUCGUCGAGUUCCAAGAACGCCGAGACGACGACUAUCGAGUGGUUCGAGAGCUCGACCACGCAGAAGCCCACGGAGGGCUUCAGCCUCUUCAAUUUUGUGAAGAAGGUGGCUGAGAUCAAGUUUAGGCUGGGCUUGACGAUUCUUAAACACGCCAGUGAGGGUUUUGCUCGGUAUCUGGGCCACGUGCAGAAAAGGAUCAACGGCGAAGAAUGAAAAACCGUAAAAGAGAGCGAACGAGCGAGUGGAAUGUAUCGCGAAAACUUGAGGAGCGGCGGUAACUCCUCGUGACGAUUGAAAUUCUGUCGCGCGACAAUGCGCCUUGAUACGUGCGCGCUAGUCAUAGUGGUUGACUUAGUGCGUUCGCUUCUCGGAAUAGCGAUCAUGUAAUUUUUUUCUAAAAAGAGAAACGAAAGUAAAAAGUGAAAAGUUUCACACGUGAACUGGACCAAUUUAGCGGUCAUGUAUCUUUUUACAAUAGAAAGGAGAAACUUUUAGUUUUCACGAGUUCACGCUAGUGAAAAAAUACAUGAUCAACUAAAGGCGGCCAUCACGUAACGUUUCCCUAGGAAUGCAAAGGAAACAAUUUCACAUUUCUAUUAUUCAGAAAGACACAUGAUUACGGAAAUAUUCGAGUUUAUUCAUGAAAUUUCUCACUUUUUUGCUCUUAGGAAAAAGUUACAUAAUUACUAUUUUGAGCUGUGGUUAUAUAAUUUUUCCCUAGGAGUACGAAUGUGAAAAGUUGGACGUUUCCAUUAUUCGACACAUGAUCACUAAAGUUAUUGAGUUCAUGUGGAACUUUUCACUUUCCCGCUCUUAGGAAAAAGUUACAUGAUCACUGUACUGAUCAGUGAUCAUGUAAUUUUUCUCUAGGAGGGUGAACGUAAAAAGUUUUACAUUUCUAUUGUUCGACAAGACACAUGAUCGCUAAAAUCACGUAAAACUUUUCACUUUUCCGUCCUUAGAAAGAAGUUACGUGAUCAAUACUUUGCGUUCCGGGGCGGGUAAUGGCGGACAAUCGAGUUAUUAGACAACCGUGGACUCGAAGAGGAGGCAUAAUGCAACUGUCUCGUAACGGUAGUCGGACAUGAAGAAGCGACCGCCGACUUCACGGUCGAUCCGAUCGAGACGUAAUUUCACGGGCGAUCAUUUUUGUCCGCGUCGCCGCGAUAAACGACGCCGCGUCCUUUCACUUAGAAAGCUAAAACGAUGAAGAGGAACACGAAAUACUGUUACUCCGGUGAACGUAACGUCACGUCUUCCUCUUCGAGGUAUGGAAUACGCGAUAUGGACUUCUUCGUCUUCUCCUUCUUCUUCUUUUUCUUCUUCUUCUCCAGGAUCUUUGAUGUUAGACGCGCGGGGGAUCGAUGAUCGACGACAACGACGACGAAGACGACAUUCUCUUGCGAUAAACGUUCGAUAAAACGUGAUGAGCUUUAACGUCGGUCUUCGGAUCCUCGCGCGCAUGCACACGGAAUGUAUCUUGCUACGCGCAAGGUGUCGCAGAGCGCACGAUAAGAUGCAUUCCGGGAUUAAUUUGUUCAACGGCGAAACGAGCAAGGUAGCGCUGGAUUGGUGGAGGGGUUUCGGAAGAUUUCUCUUUCUCUCUUUCUUUCUCUCUCUCUUUGCUCUCUUCGAGGAUCGAUUAGAUCUUUAUUGCAAGUCGCUUAAUGUCUCUCUAUAAUUGUUUUGGUAUGUGUGCUGCUCUCACCCUCUCGCUGGAGGACGAGCGAAGACGUAUGGAAGAGUCGAUUAUUGGGCAAAACUUAUAGCUGUAAUGUAUAUUAUAAAUAAAUAAAUAGCUGAACGAACGAACGAAUAAAUAAAUAAAUAAAUAAGUAUGCAACUAUGUAAUACCCUGAUAUGCGUUAUGUAAAUAAAUAUAAUUGGAGAUUGCAAA